AUGGUGAGCACAAUUGGGAGGCCGGUUAUGGUGGAUAAAGUGACGCAAAGUAGAUCGAUGGUGAAAUAUGCGAGGAUAUUGGUGGAUAUGGAGAUUACGGAUCAUCCUCCGAAAUCUAUUUCUUUUAUUAAUGAAAGGGAUCAAAUAACUGAACAAGUGGUGGAGUAUGAAUGGCUUCCCUCUAAGUGUGCUGCCUGCUCGAAUUUAGGUCAUAUUUUGGCAAAUUGUAACAAGAAUACUGGUUUGAGUUGGAGGAAGAAAUCUACUGAUGAGAAAGGUACUAGUACAGACAAUAACAUAUCCAAAACAGAGGAGGUUCAACAACACUCUGAGUCUGUUAAUCUUGAUCCCAGAGCUUGCAAUGCUUCUAAUAUUGGAGAGGAAGAGAGGGCUAGUAGUUCUCUAGAGCAAAAUGUUUCCAAGGUUAUUAGUGAUGUUCAGGAUAAUUCAGAAGUUACUCAGCAUACUGGAAAAGGGAAUGCUGAGGUUGCAGGAAGCUGGAUUACUCCCAGAAGGAGAGGUGCUAGACAAGGGGUGGUAAUUGCUCACAAGUCAGAUUUCGUUCAAGGAAAGGCUAAAUCGGGCAAUGGAUAUGUUGUGCUGCAAGAUACAGGGAUUGGUCAUUUGGUCACUAAUUCUAUCCCAAUUCAUCCUAUUGUUUCUGGUAGGAUCUUAGUUGUUUGGCAAACUAAAUUUGUGAAGGUUGAUAUAUUACUUGAAGAUCCCCAACUUGUUCAUUGUAGGAUCAAAGUGAGUGGCCAGCAGGAUUUUUUCUUUGCUACAGUGGUUUAUGGAAGCAAUUCUAUGGGGGAGAGGAAGCAUCUUUGGGAUAAAUUAGCUAGUAUUGGUCUAUUAAAGUCUCCUUGGAUAAUUUUUGGAGAUUUUAAUGCCAUGUUUAGCUACCAAGAUAGGAUUGGUGGGAGACAAGUCCUUGCUAAGGACAUAGCUGAUGCUCAAAAUUGGUUGGCUUUAGGCCAAGUUGAGGAACUUAAGUGUGAGGGAGCUCCCUAUUCGUGGACGAACAAACAGGAGGCAGGAGAUCGUAUUUUUUCUAAGUUAGAUAGAGUGUUUAUUAAUGAUCUGUGGCUGGAUGUUUUUCCGAAAACUGAAGCUCGCUUCAAAUGGGACUGCAUUUCUGAUCAUAGUUUCUGUGUGAUUCGUAAUCAAGAAUAUAGAGGCUACAGAGAAGUUGUUCUUCGCUGUUGGAAUGCGCCAGUUGUUUCUGGUGGAGGUCUUUGCAAGAUAGUUCAGAAAUUAUAUCGAGUGAAGCAUAUUUUGAAAAGGUUUAACAGAGAGGAGGUUGGUGAUAUUGUUUUGAGUUAUAAGAAGGCCAAGGAGGAGUAUAGUAGAGUUCAGGAGGCUCUGGCUUCUAAUCCUUCAGAUAUGUCUCUGCUUCAAUCGGUUACUCAAGCCCAGCUCAAUGUUUCAGUUUUGCAGAGCUGUUAUGCCAAUUUUCUCAAACAGCAGAGAGGCAAAACAGAAGAGGAUUAUUCUAAAGUUGUUGAGCAUUUCCUGUCUCAUUUCAAGAAUUUUAUGGGGAAAGGAAAUUUGGCUUCAGUGGAGAUUGAUAAAAGCUGUUUCAUGCAGGGAAAUAGAUUGUCUCUGGAUCUCCAAGUCAGACUUUUGAGACCUUUUACCAAGAAUGAUGUGAAGAAGGCUCUAUUUAGCAUUCACUCCUAUAAAAGUCCUGGUUUGGAUGGUUUUGGCUCGGGAUUCUUUAAGGGGUUAUGGUCAGAUAUUGGUGCUGAGAUUACUUCUGCUGUGUUGGAUUUCUUUCAUGAUGGUUACUUGCCGAAGGAUCUGAAUGAAACUAUGAUUUCUCUUAUUCCUAAGCUUGCUAAUCCGAGUUCAGCUAGUGACUAUCGUCCUAUUGCGUGUUGUAACACUCUCUAUAAGUGUAUAUCGAAGAUGAUUUGCUCUAGACUUUCGGAAGUGCUUCCCUUUCUUGUUCAUAGUAAUCAAGGGGCUUUUAUUAAAAAUAGAGUUCUAGCUCAUAAUAUUAUGAUAUUCCAAGAUCUCCUCAAAGGGUAUACUAGAAAGAAUAUUUCAGCUAGAUGUUUAAUGAAGAUUGAUCUGAGUAAGGCUUACGACACAGUUGAUUGGCAUUUUGUGGAGGAGUUGCUUAAACAUCUUUGUUUUCCCUCUAGAUUUAUUGGCUGGAUUCUAGUUUGCUUAAAAGGUACCAAGUACAAUCUGUUAAUGAAUGGGAGAAUUCAGGGCUCUUUCAAAGGGGAAAAAGGCCUAAGGCAAGGGGACCCCAUGUCUCCUCUCUUGUUUGUGCUCAUUAUGGAGUACCUCACUCGUUUAUUAGCUCAUUACUCUGACAAGAAAGGCUUUGGUUAUCAUCCUUUGUGUAAACAUCUUAGGUUAACUAACCUCUGUUUUGCAGAUGAUUUGAUUAUCUUUUGUAAAGGUAAUGUCAGUUCAGUGAGUAAGAUUCAUGAAGCCUUCUCUGCGUUUUGUGAUUCUACUGGGCUUUUUGGCGAAUAA
Molecule: messenger RNA, 2490 nt
Organism: Humulus lupulus (European hop)
Lineage: Eukaryota; Viridiplantae; Streptophyta; Magnoliopsida; Rosales; Cannabaceae
Exons: 4
Coding region: 1-2490 (829 amino acids)
Source: RefSeq, a predicted model, not a curated record